CGGAGUCACUAGGGAGACAAAGGCGGCCAGGCGUGGUGCUGGCAACCCACCCCUCCGUGUGCCACGGUUCCGGCCGUCAUAGAUGCUCGCUAUCAGCACUUGCACCACCAGCUUGUUCAUGCUGUGUGGUGUCUUUGCCUCCCCAUUCCCCCCUCUGCCACUCAAGCCCCUCUCCGCGGCGUCUAUCACAUGGAGCGCGGUUGCUCACCGCAGCCCGCCACCAAGAGGCACCAGUGCGGGCUGUGUCCCUACAGCACAGAUCACCUGGGCAGCAUGACGAUCCACCAGAGGACGCACACAGGCGAAAGGCCCUUCGCGUGCGCCUCCUGUGGAAAGGCCUUCACGACUUCCUGGAACCUCCAGAACCACAAGAGGAAGCAUACGGGCGAGAAGCCCUUCAAGUGCGAUGCCUGCGGGAAGGCGUUCUCCGAAUCGGGCCACCUCGACAAGCACCGGAGGACACACACGGGUGAGAGGCCCUUCGCAUGCGCCCUAUGCGGUAAGGCCUUUGGGACCGCCUGGAAUCUCCGCAUCCAUGAGAGGAAGCACACAGGUGAGAAGCCCUAUGAGUGCAAUGCCUGUGGCCGGGCUUUCUCCGAGUCGGGCCACCUGGACAAGCACCGGGCAACGCAUGCGGCCGAGAGGCCCUUCAAGUGCGACACCUGCGGCCGGGCAUUUGCGCAGGCGCGCUACCUGAAAAGCCACCGAGCGACGCAUGCGGCAGACCGGCCGUUCGAGUGCAGCGCGUGCGGCAAGACGUUCACGCUCGCGCGCUACCUCGACCGCCAUCGGAGCCGCCACGCCAAGAAGGGGGGGAGGAAAAGGCGUGGGAGGAGUGGCCGGGGGGUUACCGCGACCCGGCAAGCCGAAGGGAGCGCCGGCUCUGGAACGUGGCCAACGGAGCAACAGCAACGACUCGGAGGCUCCACACAUGAACGGGAAUGCAGAGGCUGGAGCCCUGCCUUCUCGUCCACUCUGUCGGCAGUCAUAGUGAAGCAGGAGCACGAGGGAAGCGAAAGCGACAAGGGAUGUCCUCCCCCCGAUCUCGCGGCACAAAACGGGGAGAGCGGAGGAGCAGGAGGAGGAAGGAUGCCUAGCUUCGAUACUUGGCCGGGCGUGAAGGUGGAAUAUGCAACGUCCCCGAGAAGCGACAGCAAAGGCGGCGGUGGCGUGAAACUGGAGGAUGAGACAUCGGACACGUGGGGAUACAUUUAACUAUUAAACUAUUUUUGUUUUACAAAGUAAGGCCCACUGAGCUAUUUAGCUUUUUUUCAAAAGCAACCUGGCCAUCAAUGAUUGCCAAACCAUCUGGCUUAUCACGUGGAAAUGUAUUGCAGGGAAAAAAACUGGAGCCCCCAGAGAAAAUCUACAUGAUGACGGCGAGAGAGAAAUGCAAACUCCAUAUAUACGGGCAUCAGCGUUUGGAUAGAACCCACGACUUCUUGUAUACCGGGCGAGGUCGUUAAUGGCUCGCUAAUGUAUCACCCAAAUGAAUGAGCGAGCGCUGAAACUGUCCCUUCCACCGAAGUGGAGGAGAGACUGGAGAGGAUGCGUGUAAUGUUGAGGAUGAGAUGUGGGUGGUGAGGGUUAUCGAUUUAGCCAGGAAAUUUUGCGAUAGCAUGUUUGACUGACAGCAGUUGCAUUCUGUUUGUGCAUCUGUGUGUUUUUUGCUGUAGGGGAGUGCUAUGAACCCGGCGACCCUGGUUCGAUUCCCACUCUCACGGUCAACACCAGUGAUGAUUAUACUGAACUAGUCCUGAGCCCCCCCAAGGUCCACUCAGCCUCAAAUGAGUGCCUGGUGCAGUGUGUAAACAUCGCCACGAGAGAGACAAAGGUGUUCCGGUGUGGUGCUGUCCACCCCCCACCCCCUUAUGUGCCGUGCCGGCCUACAUAGGUGCUAGCUAACAGCACUAGGUUCAACUGUCUGUUAAAGGCUACAUGGGGGUGUGGGGGAAUCUUUAUUACAGUAGAACCUCUGGUCACGUUCGCUUCUGACCACGACCAAAUCGGGUUACGACCAAAAAAUUCACAACAUUUUUUAAUCUGGUCAUGAACACAAACUCGGGUGGCGAUCAAACACGACCGCGGCCGAUUUCCCCUUCCGCGCCAUUUUUUUUUUGUAAGCGCCAAAUUUCCUGUUGUUUGUUUACAAUGUUUUUACAUUGUUUGUUUACAAACAACACAAAGCGUAACAGUUAUCUAUAUAACUUUUGUUAUAUAAAAUUCCUAGAAAGAUAUUUAUUUUGUAAGUGUAAUCAUACCCCUCCCCCCUCAUUCAAGCCGUUGAGUACGUAAAUCGCUAACAUAAGAAUCCGUUAAUCUCUUCUCGAAUCAUUCAUACGAUGAUGCGGUGAAGUAAACGUUCAUACGAUAUUACCCUGAAUGCUUCCAAAAACAAUACUGUACCCAAAUAUUACUGUUAACUUACUUUCAAUAGAAGCAUGAAUUGCUCAUAUUAAUAUUCUCUUUCUCAGAAUCGACCGACUGAUGUAGCAGACGAAACAAUCAUCUUGUUAAACGAUUCUAAACCUUGACGCGGCAAUGUUAGUUUUCUCUGUUCAAGGUUUUCUCAGUGUUAUUCAAUGUUUUUACAUUUAGUUUAGUAUUGCACUGUGAAUUCUAUGGCAUAAUUAACUAUUUUUGUGCUUAAAAAUCUUUAAAAAUAUAUAUUUAUAUACAGUUCGUUGGAGUCUGGAACGGAUUAAUCGUAUUUAUAUACAAUCCAAUGGGGAAAUUAGGUUCGAGUCACGACCAAAUCGGGUUGCGACCAAAGUUAUGGAACGAAUUAUGGUCGUGACCAGAGGUUCUACUGUAUUGUAUUUAGCUAUUCGGAGGGGGAACACAAGAACACGGAGGAAACCCAUGCAGAACAGGGGGAGAACAUACAACUAUAUACAGAGUGGGUGUCAAAAUAUAAAUAAAAUUGAUAUGCAGAUGACAAGUCUCCUCGCCACGGUGGCAAGGUGCUAAGGACCUCACCUGAUAUACAGGAGAUGGUGGGUUGACGCUGACAAUGCCUGUUUAUUUUUGCAAAUCUCUCCCCGAGUCAUGUGGGUUUUUCUCCGGGCCCUCCGGGUUUUCCCUCGAGAAUAAUAGGCAACUUCGUUGAGCUAUAAUUUCUGAUAGCCAGGUUGCUUCUUGACAAAGAGCUAUAUAGCUCAGUGGGCCUUAUAUGAUAAAAUACAAAGUUUAGUUUUUAGUUUUGUUCAUCUCUUCAAGUGGAGGGUCCUUGCCUGUAAACUUGUCAAUUCACCAGCUUGGAUUCAAGCAAAGCCUGAUGAGACUGAUGAUGGGUGAUUGAGUGAAUAAGGGCACUGUGACAGUGCCAGUGACUGUAGAUGCCUGAGAUUCGAUCUCAGGACAUGGUAACGGUGUCAGUAUGUAUAUAUUUACGUUGAACCUUUUUCGCACCGUACAUAGCCAACCGUGCUAAUCACACAAAAAGCAGUUGUAAGGAAAAAAUGUUUCAUUAAAAUGUUUACAAUGCA
Molecule: messenger RNA, 3488 nt
Organism: Lethenteron reissneri (Far Eastern brook lamprey)
Lineage: Eukaryota; Metazoa; Chordata; Hyperoartia; Petromyzontiformes; Petromyzontidae
Product: zinc finger protein ZFP2-like
Biological process (GO): regulation of transcription by RNA polymerase II
Molecular function (GO): DNA-binding transcription factor activity, RNA polymerase II-specific; RNA polymerase II cis-regulatory region sequence-specific DNA binding
Source: RefSeq, a predicted model, not a curated record